AUGGACCGCAAUCGCAAUCGUAAGCGCAAAGCAAACGAUGCCGCAUCGCCCAAGGCCGAGGGCAGCGCAAGCAAGCGCCAAAAGACCAGACUGGAACACGAGACUCCGCAGACAACGACAACCAUCGGCCUGCAGUUUAUCGACCAUCUGAAAUCAGCCAAAGACAAGACUGGCCGCUUGAUCGCCGACCUGUUCAUCGACUUGCCCAGCAAGAGAGAAUUGCCCGACUACUACCGCACCAUCAAGCUACCCAUCGCCAUCCAGACUGUUCAGGACAAGCUCGAACGCAAUGAAUACCCUACCCUCAGCACCGUCGAGAGCGACAUCAAGCGCAUGGUCUCCAAUGCAAAGCAAUACAAUGAUGACAAGUCGACCGUCUACCAAGACGCCGAGCGCAUCCGCAAGGCUCUUUCCAACUUCAUGACAAAACACAACCCUGCCUACAAGGACCCCAACUACGUCGCCGCGCCCACUCCUAUACCUGGUCACAACGAUGACACUGCCUCGUCAGCACCUCCGACUCGCGAGCCCAGCGAGCAACCCAGGAAGAUCACAAUCUCCCUCAAGGCCACCCGCGAUCGCAAGUCCUCAGCUGCUCCGCCAGCCGCCUCAAGCCCGGCCGCCACCGUCCAAGACGACUCAGACCCCACCGAUUUCACCGCCAAGACCUUCCAACAAGCCCAGGAGCACAUCAUCAACGGUUUGAUCAGCUAUACAGAUCAAGGGAUCGAAAUCUUCCAGCCGUUCGUCACACUACCUCCGCGAUCACUGACGGAUUACUACGCCGUCAUCAAGAAGCCCAUGUCGCUCACCGCUGUUCGUAAGAGAGUCCGAGGACAGCAUGGUCGUGGAGCUGCAACAAGCCAAAGCGACUUCAGGACGUGGGAUGCUUUUGCAGAUGAGGUGUCAUACAUCUGGCGCAAUGCAAGGGACUACAAUGAGGAUGGAAGCGACAUGUUCAACCUGUCAGUCGAGCUCGAGGAUCUCUUCAACGAACGUCUGGCAUCCGCAAAGAGCCAAGUCAACGAGCCCGUACAACCAAAGAUCAAGCUCAGCGCCCCGAGACCAAAGCCUGUGCUACACCUCGGCGCAAAGGCUUCGCCAGCUCCAAAGAGCUCUCUUGCCGAGGAGCAGAUCACCAACGGGACACCUGCCGCGUCUCACACAAGACCAGGAAGCAGCGCCGCCCCAUCACGGUCAACCUCCCAAAUCCCGACGGCAAUCAAAGCAACAAGCGCUACGGCAUCAAGUCCGAGCGCUACGACAGCAGCAGUCAAGACGGAGAAGGCUGUCGCUGCCUCGCCGUCACUCGCUACAGUCCGCCCACAGAGCAUCGCUCCAGACGUCAAACAAAGCCCGAGGCCAGAAACCGCCAACUCAAUGCCUCCACCACCCUCUGUGCGCGGUCUUAGUGGCAGUCCGCAUCCCUCAAUGCUGCCUCAUGUCCCUCACAUCCCGCAAUACGUGCCACCGCCAACCUUUGCCGACAAGUACACCCGCCAAAAGCCUGUCUCGGAAGCCCUUCUGCCGAGUCUUGUCAUCACAACACAUCCUCAACUCAAUACCCCAAAGCCUUUCCACAUUGAUGUUCCUGCAUCCAAGCACUUCACUCAGCAGUCGCUGACCAUGACCGUCCCCGGCGCCCACUACUACAUCAGCAUAAUCCCCACCGUGUCUCAGCGCCUUUUGAUACAACGACAGUACAAGCUGUUCGUCACCGUCAAUGGCGCCCGCCUUAUGGGCACGACACGCGAGCUCAUGGUCGGUGGAGUUGCCGACAGAAAGCAAGUCUACGAUACCGCUCUGAACCCCGGUAUCAACAGAGUCGAAGUCGAAGUUGUCGCUGUUUCCGGCAAGACUGGCGCUCUCGAAGUGGAGAAGUUGAUGGUCUUUGCCAAUCUUCUGAAGUAG
Messenger RNA from Aureobasidium namibiae CBS 147.97, 1911 nucleotides. Its product is annotated as Bromodomain-containing protein. Gene Ontology annotation, molecular function: protein binding. NCBI's taxonomy places the organism in Eukaryota, Fungi, Ascomycota, Dothideomycetes, Dothideales, Saccotheciaceae. Gene Ontology annotation, cellular component: RSC-type complex. Gene Ontology annotation, biological process: chromatin remodeling. Bases 1 to 1911 code for a protein of 636 amino acids. The transcript is spliced from 6 exons. The record is from RefSeq and is a predicted model, not a curated record.